GUUUUUUCUCGUUCGUUUGUUGGUUUCGUUCAUCGACCAACUUGUAUAAAUUGUUUUGUUUUGUGAUAUAAUUUUAUUAACUAUGUUUAAAUUUUACAUAUAUAAUAAUGAUAUCGUGUAUAUUGCCAAAUACUGAACGUAAUAAUAAAUGCCUUACAACCUACGUUUUGUGAUUUUUAAGCAAUAGUAGUGAUAUUUCCCACAUAAUUAUGGUUAACUGACGUACGGGCUGUGCAUCCUCAAUUAUGGCAGACCCAGGAUAUUACCACAGCGAUAUUCGUUACCCUGUUUUACACGAUCUGGGUGUCAAGUAUGGAAUAAAGACUGAGUGUAUUCCAGAAAUAGCUUUACCGUCUAAGUUGGAGGAGCUCAAGGAUGUUAUACGUAGGGAGAUACGUAAGGAACUCAAAAUAAAAGAAGGUGCUGAGAAACUGCGUGAAGUAGCAACUGAUCGAAGAUCUCUCUCAGAUGUAGCAAAUAUUGUGAAGAAAGCAAACAUAAAACUAAACGAAUUAAAGUCAGAUCUACAAGAAUUAGAGUCGCAACUAUUGUUGUCACGCGGUCAGUCUACUCCUACUUCGCCAGAAGAUUUGUCCUAUGAUGAAGAGAUUAUCCUGGCUUCCGAAGCGGCGCAACAGCAGCGGCAACUAGGUGAAGGCACAACUGAUCGAAAACUGGCAUCUCUGGAAAAGCAGCUAAAUAUUGAACAGAAGGUAAAACAAGGUGCUGAAAACAUGAUACAAAGCAUUAGCAGUAGUAACCAGUCUCGGGAUAAGAAACUUCUUGCAGAAGCUCAUCAAAUGCUUGCUGAUUCAAAAGAUAAGAUAGAGUAUUUAAAGUUGCGCAUAUCCAAACUUAGUAAACAACAGAAAGGUGACAGCGCUGGUGCAAACGGUGAUGGUAGGAGUGCAGAUGUAAGUGGUGUUGAUGCUCUGCUUGAUGAAAGAAUUGCAGAAUUACGAAAUAGACUCAGAAUUGAAGCAGCUGUUGUUGAAGGCUCAAAAAAUGCUAUAAGACUCUUACAAAGUGAUAAAAAAGUCACUGACAAGAAGGCAUUGCAAGAAGCCCAGAUGAGCCUUUUAGAAUCUUCCCAGAAACUGGAAUUAUUACGUAUUUCAUUAGAUAUGCGCAGGCAGGAGCUGCCAUCAGAGAGUCCUGCAUUUAUUGAACUUGGGCAUGAGUUGCGUACUACGGGAUCAAGCACAGGAUAUGUUAGCCUAUCGGGCAGUAAUGUAUCUAGAGCUCAAUUUCUAUCACCAGCUCCUAUGAUCAGCCCAUGUGUACAAGUAACAGGGACAUUGGAGGUACGACUCAUGGGUUGCCAAGAUUUGUUAGAGGAUGUACCUGGGCGCAGUCGGCGUGACCCUUUAGCCAGCCCUUCAGAUUUGAAGUCAUUUGUUAAAGGUGUGACAAUUCGUAACUCUAUGAAGUAUACAUACAGUAUCAAGGAAGACACAAGUAAUGAAAUCAUGGCAGUUUUAAAGUUAGACAAUCACUCAGUUGCUCAAACCAGCUGGAGACCAUGUUCACAACAAGCUUGGGACCAAAGGUUUACAAUCAAGUUAGACAAAUCAAGAGAACUUGAAAUUGGUAUACAUUGGAAAGAUUGGAGAGGACUAUGUGCUAUAAAGUUUUUAAGAUUGGAAGAAUUCAUUGAUGAUAUACGACACGGUAUGGCCCUGGAACUUGAACCAAGAGGUGUAUUAUUUGCUGAGAUUAAAUUUUUGAAUCCUAUCAUAUCCAGAAAACCAAAACUUCAAAGACAGAAAAAAAUAUUUAAACAACAAGGGAAAAAUAUCCCAAGAACAUCAUACGGUGAAAUGCAUAUUCCUGCUGUUGUACUUGGUAGACUACUGAAACGAUCUUCACCAUCAAUACAAAACAUCCAAAGUGCUCAUAUUACUCAACAGCAAUCCAGCUUUGAUUCUAAUGCUCUUGACCACAGAGAAAUGGAAAAUCCUAACACUACUCUUGGUGGAAUGGCUGGAGUCAGGCCCCUUGAUCUACCUUCCUCCCCAACCACACCACAACUGUUAGCUACUGCACCACCAAAACCAACUCUACCUUUGCAGCCACCCCCCAAUGUAUCAACCCUUCGUAUGGAAAAAGAACUUCAAGAAGCAUUUGCAUUUUUAGAAGAUUCAUACACUAGGGAAAAUUAUGUCACAAAAGAUCCCCAAAGCCAAUGUGAUACACCAUUGGUUGAGUAUCCACCCUCUCCAUCACCUAAAUUAGUUCUUGAAUUUCCAAGUAAUGAAGACCAAAUAGUAGAGGUCACUAGUAACAUGAGAAUAUCAUCAUCCCGUUCAUCUUCAGUAAUAGAAACUAUGAAUAAAGGACAGGAUUCUAGAAGGCAGUCAGGCGACAUGUCCAUGAGCAGCUUUAGAUUGUUAAGUGUAUUAGGGAGAGGGCAUUUUGGUAAAGUAAUUUUAGCUCAGUACAAACCAACUAAUGAAUAUUUUGCAAUAAAAGCUUUAAAAAAAGGUGAUAUUAUAGCGCGAGAUGAAGUAGAUUCAUUAUUAUCAGAAAAAAGAAUUUUUGAAGUAGCUAAUACAAUCAGGCAUCCAUUCUUAGUGAAUCUGUUUGCAUGUUUCCAAACAGAACAGCAUGUAUGCUUCGUUAUGGAGUAUGCUGCAGGUGGUGACCUUAUGAUGCACAUACAUGCCGACGUGUUCACAGAACCUAGGGCAGUAUUUUAUGCAGCUUGUGUAGUAUUAGGCCUACAGUAUUUACAUGAGAACAACAUUAUUUAUAGAGAUUUAAAACUAGAUAAUUUACUUUUAGAUACAGAGGGUUAUGUUAAAAUCGCUGACUUCGGUCUUUGCAAAGAAGGUAUGGGGUGGGGAGACCGUACUGGUACGUUUUGUGGUACACCAGAAUUUCUUGCUCCGGAAGUUCUAACAGAAACUUCCUAUACCCGAGCUGUAGAUUGGUGGGGCCUUGGUGUUUUAAUCUUCGAGAUGUUAGUUGGUGAAUCACCAUUCCCUGGAGAAGAUGAAGGUGAAGUGUUCGAUUCUAUUGUAAAUGAUGAAGUCCGCUAUCCAAGAACUUUGUCUCUUGAGGCGAUCGCUUUGAUGAGGCGUCUGUUAAGAAAAAAUCCUGAAAGGCGUCUAGGCUCAUCAGAAAGAGAUGCGGAAGAUGUGAAAAAGCAGGCAUUUUUCCGAAAUGUAAACUGGGAGCAGUUAUUACUUCGUAAAGUGAAACCACCUUUUGUGCCAACAAUAAAUAAUUUAGAGGAUGUGAGCAACUUUGAUAGUGAAUUCACAUCUGAGGCGGCGGUGCUUACACCGCCUAAAGAGCCUCGCCCACUUACUGCCACUGAUCACAAGAUGUUUGAAGAUUUCACAUAUAUGGCAGAUUGGUGCUGAAAUAUACAAAGCAUUAUUUACAUCAAAGCAAUUAGGUUGUAAUUUCAUUAAUAUAAACAAACAAUAAACCCCCAUUGCCUUACAUGUGUGAGAAAAUUCUGUAUUUUGAUAAUAACAAUAUUCUCUCUACAGUAGAGUGUUUAACAUGGAUCCUCUUGUUAACUCGUAUUUAAUGCAGUUAAAUGCAAUAUUUUAUAAUACAUUGUGUAAUUUAAUAAGUUUUAAAUAGUGCUAAUGUUUAUUUUUUUAAAAUAUCGUGUUAUAGAUUUAUAUAUAUGUAGUUAUGAAUUUAACUUAGAAAGUAUGUAACAACUAAUAUAAGUGAAGACGUGUCAAAUCAUUAUUACGUUUUCAGUCAAUUGUUUACUUAUUCAGUGAAAUAAAGGUA
Messenger RNA from Achroia grisella, 3756 nucleotides. RefSeq names its product serine/threonine-protein kinase N (gene Pkn). Bases 246 to 3368 code for a protein of 1040 amino acids. The record is from RefSeq and is a predicted model, not a curated record. Gene Ontology annotation, molecular function: ATP binding; protein serine/threonine kinase activity; small GTPase binding. Gene Ontology annotation, biological process: signal transduction; protein phosphorylation. The transcript is spliced from 2 exons. Lineage: Eukaryota; Metazoa; Arthropoda; Insecta; Lepidoptera; Pyralidae.